AUGUGUGUCUCAAGUCCCAUGUACAAAAGAGUCGCCUUUGCCCUCAUCACCCUCGCACUUUCUAUUCUUAUUCAUUACACCGAUUUCUCCAUGCUCAGAGCCAUGAUGCCCAAGUCUACACCAAAGAACGUCGUCGUUGUAGGCGGUUCGUACGUCGGACUCUCCCUCGCCGAAUCACUUGCCAAAACAUCACAAGACCGUUUCCGCGUCUUGCUUGUAGAGAAAAACAGUCACUUCCAGCAUCUCUUUGCCUUUCCGCGGUAUGCGCUUACAACGAAAGUCGACACACACAAAGCCUUUAUUCCCUACCAGAAGAGCCGACUCGGCCAAGAAGGCCUGAUAAUCCAGGCAAAAGCGCUGCAGCUGACAAAGGAGGAGAUCAUUCUGGAUCGAGAGGUAGAACUAGAUGGACAGAAGACGAACAGAUUUCCUUAUGCGGCGCUGGCAAUCACCACAGGGACGAAAUUAAGCCCGCCGAGUACAUUGCCUGGGAGCGAGAAGCUGGACGGAACGACGUACCUGCGCAAACACGCCGCGCAAGUCGAGGCCAGCAAGAAGAUUGUCAUCAUCGGCGGCGGAGCAGUCGGCGUCCAGAUGGCCACAGAUAUCAAGCAGCUCUACCCAGAGAAGAGCGUCACACUAGUGCACUCACGAGCGAACGUGAUGAACAAAUUCCACCCCGGGUUGCACGCCAUUGUGCAGCAGCGAUUCGACGAGCUAGGCGUACAAACCGUGCUUGGAAAGCGAGUGAAGCUGCCAGAAGCGGGAUACCCAACCAACGGCACAACAUUCGACGUCGAGCUCGUCGACGGUACAAGGAUAUCCGCCGACUUCGCCAUCAUAUCGACAGGCCAGACGCCACAGUCGGAGAUGCUGCGCUCCCUGGCGCCCGAGGCCGUCGACGAGCAGUCUUUCAUCAGAGUAAAGGACACGCUGCAGAUCCAGCAUGACUCGUAUCCCAACAUCUUUGCACUCGGCGAUGUUGCCGCGACGAAAGCGCACAAAGCCGCGAGACCAGCGCUCAAGCAGGCGGAAGUCGUUGCGGAGAAUAUCCAACACUUGCUGUCUGACAGCAGUGAAGAGCUGAAAAAGUACCGAGUCACAGAUCCAGCGGCGAUUCAUUUGACGCUGGGUAUUGAGAAGAGCGUCAUCUUCAGAAACCCAACGCAAGACGGGAGUGAGGGCAGCGAGGAGCCGGUCAUCAUGCACAAGGAUGAUGGGAAGUUCGAUAUGGGUAUUGAUGGAGUUUGGGCGAGGAUGGGCGCGGACAUCAGUCAAGCGAUGUUGUGA
Ascochyta rabiei is the source of this 1290-nucleotide messenger RNA. RefSeq lists its product as uncharacterized. Gene Ontology annotation, cellular component: cytoplasm. NCBI's taxonomy places the organism in Eukaryota, Fungi, Ascomycota, Dothideomycetes, Pleosporales, Didymellaceae. The coding region runs from base 1 to 1290 and encodes 429 amino acids. The record is from RefSeq and is a predicted model, not a curated record. Gene Ontology annotation, molecular function: flavin adenine dinucleotide binding; electron-transferring-flavoprotein dehydrogenase activity. The transcript has a single exon.